Messenger RNA from Prunus armeniaca (apricot), 1317 nucleotides. Lineage: Eukaryota; Viridiplantae; Streptophyta; Magnoliopsida; Rosales; Rosaceae. The record is from the annotation of a GenBank genome assembly.
AUGGAAGCUGAGAAGCUAAAUGUUGUGAUUUUAUGUGUUUUUGUAACUGCAAUAACAAUCCCAACAACAGUGAGGGCAAACAUUGCGGAUUUUGAUGAGCAUUGGCAGCAGAGAGCCGCAGAAGCCAAGAAGGCCGCCCAUGAAGCCUACCAUGAUGAUCCUAUAGCAGUCACCGAGCAUUUCAACAAGCAAGUCCUUGACACCUUCGAUUAUGCAAACAACACAAGAAGGAACUUGAACCAGAAGUACAAGGGUCCAUGCAUGGCUACAAACCCUAUCGAUCGUUGUUGGCGAUGCGAUCCCAAUUGGGAAAAAAAUCGCAAGAGGCUAGCCGAUUGUGCCCUUGGCUUUGGGCGCAAGGCAACUGGAGGGAAACUUGGACCAAUAUAUGUGGUCACAGAUAACACCGACGCUGACCUAGUGAACCCGAAACCCGGGACACUCCGCCACGCUGUGAUUCAAAAUGGGCCACUUUGGAUCAUAUUUGCUCGGGACAUGAGGAUAAAGCUGACUGAAGAGCUUCUGGUGGCCAGUGACAAGACCAUUGAUGCACGAGGUGCUAACGUGCACAUCCUCGAUGGCGCUCAAAUUUCAUUGCAGUUUGUGAAGAAUGUGAUCAUCACCAACCUCCACAUCCAUAACAACAAGCCUGGAAAUGGCGGCCUGAUUAGGGACUCUAUCAAUCACUUUGGACAGCGCACCCGUAGCGACGGAGAUGGAAUAUCCAUGUAUGGAGCCACAAACGUUUGGAUAGACCAUGUCUCUUUGUCAAAUUGCGCAGAUGGGCUCAUUGAUGCCAUCCAAGGCUCUACGGCCAUCACCAUAUCCAACUGUCACCUCACCAAUCAUAAUGAUGUGAUGUUGUUUGGUUCAAGUGAUAGCAACUCCCAGGAUCAAGUGAUGCAGAUAACUCUGGCUUUCAACCAUUUCGGGAAGGGGUUGGUUCAGCGGAUGCCAAGGUGCCGGUGGGGAUUUUUCCAUGUCGUCAACAACGACUAUACUCAUUGGCUUAUGUAUGCCAUUGGUGGCAGCCAACACCCUACCAUAAUUAGCCAGGGCAACCGGUUCAUUGCUCCGUCGAACCAAGCGACUAAAGAGGUGACUCAUAGGAACAAUGCACAAGAGGGCGAGUGGAGAUCAUGGAAUUGGAGAUCAGAGAAUGAUCUUAUGAUGAACGGAGCAUUCUUUGUUCAAUCCGGAAGCCCCAUUAGGAAUCUCCCAAAGGCAGAUAUGAUCCAGGCAAAACCUGGGUCAUUUGUGACCAGGCUCACGCGCUUUGCCGGUCCUCUUAAAUGCAUUAAAAAUAAGCCAUGUUAA